Messenger RNA from Lactuca virosa, 1424 nucleotides. Lineage: Eukaryota; Viridiplantae; Streptophyta; Magnoliopsida; Asterales; Asteraceae. The record is from the annotation of a GenBank genome assembly.
CUCUCAUUACUUCUUUAGAGGACAACCAAAAAAUAAAGCCCACAAAGCAAAUAACAAGAGCUUCAAUAAAAUGAAUACAGAAAACUCGAUCCGACAAGCAAUAUGUUGCUUGUUUCUUAUAGCAUACAUUGCAAGAAGCCAUGCUGCUGUUGUCAACAUUAAAACCAAAGGUGCUAAGGGCGAUGGCAUAACCGACGAUGGCCAGGCGAUAGUGAGUGCUUGGAACGAAGCCUGUGGAAGAGAAGCACCAAGCUCGGUGUUGAUUCCACCAGGGACCUAUAUGGUAUUUCCUCAGAUUGAUCUCAUUGGCCCAUGCAAGGCUCCAAUUAAGAUCAAAGCCACCGGAGCCGUCGUCAAGGCCCCACCUGAGCUUGAAAAGUUCACAACCACGUACUGGAUCGCCAUAAGGAAUGUUAGUAAGUUGACUAUGAUCGGUGGUACUUACGACGGUCAAGGCGAACAAACUUGGAAGCAAAAUUUAUGCCCGGACGGCGGGCCAGGACCUUGCCCACUUCCAGUCAAUCUUCAAUUCACUAAUGUCACAAAUUCAUUGUUGAAACACAUAACAUCUACCGAUAGCAAAUUCUUUCACAUGAGGUUAUCUUUAUGUGACAAUACAAGACUUGAUCAUAUCACUAUUUUAUCACCGGUAAACAGUGUCAACACAGAUGGAAUUCAAAUCGGGCGUUUAAGUGGUGUCAACAUCACAAACUCAGUAAUGAGAACGAAUGACGAUUGCAUUUCAAUAGGUCAAGGAUGCAGGAACAUCCGUAUUAAGAAUAUUAUGUGCGGACCAGGAGAUGGCAUAGGUAUUGGGAGUUUGGGAAGACGCGCAAAUGAAGAACCCGUACAAGGAAUCUGGAUUAAGAAUGUCACCAUGACAGGCACAGAACACGGAUUCAGGAUAAAGACUUGGCCUACUUCUUUCCCAGGAAGUGUUAGUGACUUGCAUUAUGAAGAUAUCAUCAUGAACAAUGUGUCAUUUCCCAUAUUCUUCGAUCAACAAUUUUGCCCUUUGAAUAACUGCCAGAAUGGAACUGCAUCAAACGUGAACAUAUCGAAUGUGAGCUUCAGGAAUAUCAGGGGAACAUCAGCAACUAAGGUGGCAUUGAAGUUUGAUUGCAGCGCAGAUGUACCAUGCAAGAACAUAAAGGUGGCUGAUAUUAAUUUGACAUACGAAGGACCUGAAGGAGGACCUGCCACCUCUGAGUGUUCUAACAUUAAACCCAAAGUCGUCGGUCAAGUUGUCCCUCCAGCUUGUCCAGGUGGGCCAGAUUAAAAAAAACAUGAUCUACUCCAUAUAUCGAUGGGCAAAGCAGAUGGGCGCGUAAUGGUUGUGGAAUUCUCUGAGGAAAUAAGUAAAUGAAAAAAUUCACACAAUUCCGGCGACAUUUCUACAUAGAUGUACAUUGCAUGUGCUGGAG